This is a messenger RNA of Vollenhovia emeryi, 2032 nucleotides long. RefSeq lists its product as uncharacterized. Lineage: Eukaryota; Metazoa; Arthropoda; Insecta; Hymenoptera; Formicidae. The transcript has a single exon. The record is from RefSeq and is a predicted model, not a curated record. The annotation marks the transcript as partial.
GGAUCAUAAAGGCAGAUAUAUUGUAAAAUUACCGUUAAAAGAGGAUUUAGUUGACCUCCUAGGCUCUUCUAAAGAUAUCGCAUUAAAGCGAUUGCAGGGUUUAGAAAAACGAUUUAAUCGUGAUCCUCUGUUAAGGGAACGUUAUUCCGAAUUUAUAAAUGAAUACAUAGCAUUAGGUCACAUGAAGCCUAUAACAGAGCAUCCAUCAGAUGAAACGAGGGCAUACUAUUUGCCACACCAUUGUGUCUUCAAGGGCACCGCUGAAGGCGACAAAAUACGCGUCGUAUUUGAUGCCUCGUGCAAAUCGGAUACCGGGUUAUCUUUAAAUGAUAUUAUGAUGACAGGACCGGUCGUACAAGAGGAUCUUAUAUCCAUACUCACGCGUUUUCGGACCUAUAAGUACGUACUUGUGGCGGACAUUAUUAAAAUGUAUCGUCAGAUACGGCUUCAUCCCACUCAAACGCGAUUGCACAGGAUUUUUUGGCGUAAAGACGAUAGGGUGGAGGCUUAUGAGCUAGUCACACUCACAUACGGGACUACCGCCGCGUCCUUUCUCGCCACGAGAUGCAUUAAGCACCAAGCAGAACAGUUUGCUGACACAUAUCCAAUCGGUUCUCCAUGCGUUGCGCGCGAUCUAUACAUGGACGAUAUGCUCACGGGAGCUGAUACGUACGAGGAUGCGCUGGCAAUACGCGAUCAAACUAUAGAAUUAUUAAAGGAAGGAUCGUUUGAAUUGAGUAAAUGGGGCUCGAAUUGUCCCGAGCUACUAAAGGGUAUGAGCGAGCAGGGCGACAGGCUUAUAUCCAUUAAUCGAGAUCUUAAUUUCCGCGUCUUAGGCAUUCUGUGGGAUCAGGUUAACGAUACGUUCCACUUUUCUUAUAAAGCCGCUGCUGUUUCAAAGCCUGUUACGAAAAGGUCGAUCUUAUCAGAGGUGUCACAAUUGUUUGACCCUUUAGGGCUGCUAGGGCCAGUCAUCGUAGUGGCAAAAAUUAUAUUACAAGAUCUUUGGCAAUCCGGUAUAGAAUGGGACGAAUCGGUGCCGCAGGAUACGCACACAAGGUGGCUGCAACUUAAGCUACAAUUAGCAAAUCUCGAGCGAUUACAAAUUCCGCGUUGGGUCAGAGCUCAUACAGACCGCCAACGAAUGGAAGUACACGGUUUCUGCGACGCCAGCCAGCGGGCUUAUGGCGCAUGCAUUUACAUUCGCACUAAAACCGGAAAAGAUAGCUACGAAUCCGUUUUACUUUGUACCAAAUCUCGAGUCGCGCCGCUCAAGGCCUUGUCGUUGCCGCGUCUCGAAUUAUCAGCCGCAUUGCUUCUUGCUCAGUUAAUUCAUAAAAUAAAGGCAUCAAUUGAUUUGAGGGAAAUAAAAACAUGUCUAUGGUCGGACUCAACCAUAGCAUUAAGUUGGAUCGCGUCCCCAUCUCGCAAGUGGUUGCCAUUCGUCGCAAACCGCGUGGGGGAAAUACAAAGAUUAACGGAAAGGGAUCAUUGGCGUCACGUUCGAUCUUCCGAAAAUCCAGCGGAUAUCAUAUCCCGGGGUCUAUUGCCCGACGAGCUAAUAUGUUCAGAAAUUUGGUGGCAUGGUCCCGCCUUCUUACAAUUGCCUGAAGAACAGUGGCCUAGUGACGAGGUCGUGUCACUUCCCGACGAAAGUCCUGAGCAGAGGAAAAUAUGUGCCGUUGCUGUAUGUUCGGAUGACAGUAUAGUUAGCAAUCUACUUGACAGGUUUUCCAGUUUAAAUAAAAUAUGUCGCAUCCUUUCAUAUUGUCUCCGACUUUCUAAACGACAGAGAUUUCGACCGUCGACAGUCGCGGUGUCACCUAAGGAAAUGAUCCAUUCAUUGGAUGUAGCAUGCAAGGUCGUUCAAAGGCAGGCAUUCGCAAGCGAGUAUGAUUCGCUCAGUAAAAACCGUGAUAUUGAUAAAAAUAGCAGAAUCUUAUCUCUUUCUCCUUUUAUGGGAGAGAAUGGAUUGAUCAGGGUCGGUGGUAGGUUGAAGAACUCAAGCUUAUCAUUCGAUGCUUGUCACCAA